Molecule: messenger RNA, 978 nt
Organism: Erythranthe guttata (spotted monkey flower)
Lineage: Eukaryota; Viridiplantae; Streptophyta; Magnoliopsida; Lamiales; Phrymaceae
Product: Chaperone DnaJ-domain superfamily protein
Source: RefSeq, a predicted model, not a curated record
ACAACAUGCUAAAGUUUAUGUGUUGUCGUAAUCUUUUAGCAAUAAUUAGGUAGAAGAAAAAUAUUUCUAUACUAGUAAGUAUAUAGUUAUAUAAAUAAAUAAAAAUAGAAUCUUUGAUAGAAAAGAUUGAAUUUUGAGUUGAUUUAUUUGGUGGGCUUUCUUUCUUGAUUGAGGAAUAAUAAAAAUAAAAAUGGCAGCUGAGGGAGAUAACAAAAGCAAAGAUUUUUACAACAUUUUAGGGCUCAACAAAGAAUGCACCCUACCCGAGCUCAAGCAUGCAUACAAGAAACUUGCUCUGAAAUGGCACCCGGAUCGCCUCUCUGCUUCGGGGAAUACUAAGUAUGUGGAAGAGGCAAAGACAAAAUUUCAAGCCAUUCAGCAAGCCUAUUCUGUACUUUCGGAUGGCAACAAAAGGUUCCUUUAUGACGUAGGAGUUUACGACUGCGAUGACGACGAUGACGAAAAUGGUAUGGGCGAUUUCUUGAAUGAAAUGACAGCAAUGAUGAGCCAAUCUAAAUCUGAUGAGAACGGAAAAAAAGAGAGUUUUGAAGAGCUGCAAGAACUUUACAAUGAGCUCUUCGAGAGUGACACUCCUUGCUCAUCAUCGACCGUUGGAUCGAAUUCAACUGGGAUGAGCUCCGGCGAUCGGAGGGCUGAAAUUGCUUCCCCGUUCCAAGGGUUCUGCAUUGGAUCGUCGGAGACACAUCAACGCGGCGAGAGUAGCCGGAGAAAGAAUACUAGGAGAGGGAGAAGGUGGUGAGUUGCAAGGGCAACAAAGGGUGAUGUCAUCACUUGAAAUUUGAAGGUUUUGUGGGGGGUUUUAUUGUAAUUUAUGAAUGUGGUUUUUUAUGUCUCUUUUUGAGACAUUGUUUUAUUUGGUUUUCUAAUUUAGUGUUCUUGUAAUAUUUUGUGUUUAAGAAUUGUAACAUUCUUGUUCUUGGAUUUUAUAAUCAUAAUGUAGUUUUUAUUCAAUUUAUA